UGUAGCUUCCCGUCCGCGCCCAGCGGCCAUGGGCGCGGAGUCUCCGGCCGGCAGCGCGCUGUUGGCCCCGCAGCUUGUGGCAGCGGCUCGGGAGGAGCUGGGGGCCGGGGCCAGGCGGCGGUUGCCGGCGGCCCGGGCCUUGCAGCUCGCCGGGGAGGUGCUGGCGGUGGCGGCGGGGUUGAAGCCGGCCCUGCUGUACGACUGCGGCGCGGCGGGCCCUGCCGAGCUGCGGCGGUACUUGGAGCGGCUGAGGGAGGCCGGGCUGGCCCCGCUCCGCCUCCAUGUGCUGAGCCUUGAGGGCUCGGCCCUGCUGCUGCACCCGGGGCUCGCCCGGCGGAGGUUGGAGGCCGUGCUGGGCGCACACCCCGCGCCCUUCAUGGAUGUCUCGGCAGGGCGGCAGGGCCCGGUUCUCUGCGGGCCAGCGCAGGCUGAGGCCAUCAGGGGCCAUCUUGCGACCCUCUUGGCCCAUUUAAGCGCUGCUGAGGCCGCCAGCGCCGGCCCUGUGUCCUCCAGCGAGGUUGUCCCCACAGGCUGGAACCUCUGCACCAUCGUUGGGGUGCUGCUGGGCUACCCGGCGGUGUACACCUUCUGCAUGGAGGAGAGCACUGAGAACUGCCUGGCGCUGACGCCGCUGAGGGUGUUCACAGCGCAGGCCUCCUGCCCCAGGAUAAAGGACAGCCUCGGGGUCCAGAUCUACUCCUUCAGCAUCCCAGAGAGCCUGUGUGGGGAGCUGGAGGAGGCGCUGGGUGCCUGGUGCGAGGAGCUGAAGGAGGCUUUCAGUGCACAGAGUGACUUUGUCGGUCUGUGCAUCUCGAGCGAGGUGGUGUCUCUGCCAGCGGUUGCCUUGUAAAACACGAGCAAGCACAGACUUCUUGGCCUUUCUCACUUGCAUCACGGACUCGGGAUUCCCCGUGUGUGUGGCCUACAGGAGGCCCUCGAGCACCAAAGGGUGAAGUGUGAUGCUCUUGGGCCCCCAGCCUCGUAGGCUGGUUGAAACCAAAUGCGUGGUGUUGCAGAAAACCAGCAUGGAUGUACACCGUGGUUUAAGCAUCCAUCCUGACUGUAGAGACUGCCCUGUGCGGUCAGGUUCUAGUUAUUUGCUGCCAACGGCUGAGGAUUAAUAAAUGCAAUUGGAAUGCCAC
Neopsephotus bourkii (Bourke's parrot) is the source of this 1142-nucleotide messenger RNA. It is a transcript of the gene CUNH1orf74, whose product is annotated as chromosome unknown C1orf74 homolog. The record is from RefSeq and is a predicted model, not a curated record. NCBI's taxonomy places the organism in Eukaryota, Metazoa, Chordata, Aves, Psittaciformes, Psittacidae. The coding region runs from base 29 to 850 and encodes 273 amino acids. The transcript has a single exon.